Molecule: messenger RNA, 483 nt
Organism: Loa loa (African eye worm)
Lineage: Eukaryota; Metazoa; Nematoda; Chromadorea; Rhabditida; Onchocercidae
Exons: 4
Coding region: 1-483 (160 amino acids)
Biological process (GO): monoatomic ion transport
Cellular component (GO): membrane
Molecular function (GO): extracellular ligand-gated monoatomic ion channel activity
Source: RefSeq, a predicted model, not a curated record
AUGUUCGAUAGCAAUUUCAAAACGCAUGAUAUAUGCGAAUCGUGGAAUUCCGGUAAUCAACCGGAUAAUUUACUCUGGGCUGAACCGGCGGAUCGUUUAUUGCGCAUCAUUGGUAACGGUGUUGUUAAGGACGGGUAUAAUAUGUUUAUGACACCAAGUCAAGCUGAAGGUAAAACAACUGUAGUAUCUGUGGCUAUAUAUAUUGAGUCUAUGUCAUCAUUUAGAACUCAAACAAUGGAUUUUGAAGUUGAUAUGUAUCUUGCUCUAGCCUGGUAUGAUCGUCGUUUGGCUCAUAAUUGUACACAUCCAGUACUUGUAACGCAUAAAUUCAUUGUUGAUCGUUUGUGGCAGCCAGACCUCUAUUUUGUUAAUUCCAAAUUUGCCUACCUCCAAGAAGUGACAACGCCAAAUUUUAUGGUCAUCGUUUAUCCAGAUGGUUUAAUAUUCAAAUCUAUGAGGUUAGUAAAGCUUACUAUUAUUUAG